Lingula anatina is the source of this 1903-nucleotide messenger RNA. Its product is annotated as glycine receptor subunit alpha-2. Gene Ontology annotation, biological process: monoatomic ion transmembrane transport. The record is from RefSeq and is a predicted model, not a curated record. Gene Ontology annotation, molecular function: transmembrane signaling receptor activity; extracellular ligand-gated monoatomic ion channel activity. Gene Ontology annotation, cellular component: membrane. NCBI's taxonomy places the organism in Eukaryota, Metazoa, Brachiopoda, Lingulata, Lingulida, Lingulidae.
CACAGGUUUUUCAACUGUGUAAAAUGAUAUACUGCAUAAAAACCUUUCUAGUGGUCAGUCCAGCCCAAGUACCAGUUCGUCAAUUUCAGAAGAGGUUGAAUUUAUGCAACACAUUCUAACAUGUAUGGAUUAUGACAAACGUAUUCGGCCUCAUUUUAAUGAAGGGAGGCCUACUGUCGUAGAUGUGGAUAUAUCAUUGAACGACAUGAGUCCUAUAAAUGACAUAACAAUGGACUUCUCAGUUGAUUUCUUCUUACGUCAGAGAUGGGAGGAACCCCGCCUUGCGUAUAACACUAGUAGCAAUACGAACAUGAUCACACUGUCUUAUGAACAAGUUCAUUUCUUCUGGGUGCCAGAUUCGUAUCUAACUAAAGAGAAAAUGGCCUUUUUGCAUACUGUGUCUGUUCCUAACAUGUUAUUACGAAUCUCACCACAAGGGGCUGUGCUGUUUUCGCAAAGGAUUGCAGCCACAGUGAAGUGCAAGUUGAAGUAUUCAAAGUAUCCCAUGGAUUCACAAACAUGUAGGAUUCAAUUGGAAAGCUUUGCCCACACCAGGGAUGAAAUCGUUUUGAGAUGGUUUGGGGAAUCUGUGGAAUACAGUACUGAGCUCAGCGACGGAAUCCCAAACUUCGAUAUAACUAAAGUAUCUGCCGGUAACUGUACUUCAAUUUAUUCUACAGGGUCGUAUUCCUGUCUAUAUGUGGAUAUAUAUUUAAAAAGAAACUUACUUUCCUACAUGCUGCACAUGUACAUUCCCACCACACUAGUCGUUCUAAUGUCGUUUGUUAGCUGUUGGCUCGACCCCACGGCGGUCCCAGCGAGAACGUCUCUUAGCAUAGCUUCUCUCCUCGUCAUUACUAUGCAAGCUAUCACUUACCAAGAACGCACCCCGAUGGUAUCCUAUAUAAGGGCUCUGGACGUCUGGCUGUUGAUGUGUAUUAUAUUUGUGGUCGCAUCUGCACUGGAAUUUGCCACGGUAAACACUAUGCUAGAAAGAGAUAAACGAAAACUUGCUAAACGUCAAGGACGGGAAGCACGCCGGAAUCGCCACACCUCCAAAAAGACUAACCAAGAAAAUGUGGAGUUAGACGACACGUCGGAUACGGACGUUUCUGUUCCGAAACGAACAAGAACACCUGGUAAACGUGCACGUCAAAUAGACAUCGUGGCACGAUUUGUAACUAUUCUAGGGUUUUUAGCAUUUAUCAUUUUGUACUGGAUGUCCUAUGUGGACUCAUGAUGCUCAAUCGUCGAUUGCCAUUCAAUCGUUAAAUUCAAAAGUGAAAACCAAGGAACAGGAGCACUUCCAGUUAUGUUGACGAUAUUUUAAAAUCAUCUAAUUUUUGACAGAUUUUAUUGGGCUUAUGAAUAUGCACUCGUGUAUGUAUGCAUGUAUGUAUAGGAUAUGCAUGCGCGUUCGUGUGCAGCAGAUUUAAACACUCGUUGAAAUUUAGAAUGCGAUCGACAGCUUCCUGUUUCGAUCCAAAGAGGUUGUAGAUUUCAUUUCAUUCAUUUUUUUCAGAACUGAACAAUUGAAUUGCAAGUGAAAUGUAUGUUAGUCUAAAUAUAUAGAGCAUACAUUCAUCUAUAUGCAUCCGCAACGAAACCGUCUAUUUCUACAACUAACAAAUUGACACGUGUGAAUGCAUGUAUAUUUCUCAUCUUAAGACAAUAUUUCAAGCUAUCUUGCAUAUGAAUUAUAAUUAUGAUGUUUAUAAAAGUAGAAACCUGUAUAAAUGUAAGACAGCCAGAUUAGUUUCUUCUCGGAUUGAACAGUGCCCAUUUACAGCCGUCUACACGAAGAAGUGUUUGGAAGAAACGGGUUUCAUAUAAUGAAGAACACAUUUUAUUCUUUACCACUUUAACUUGGUUAUUAACAACAAAUGGACGCCAUAUACAUUUA